Messenger RNA from Esox lucius (northern pike), 1423 nucleotides. RefSeq names its product basement membrane-specific heparan sulfate proteoglycan core protein. Gene Ontology annotation, biological process: homophilic cell-cell adhesion; dendrite self-avoidance; axon guidance. NCBI's taxonomy places the organism in Eukaryota, Metazoa, Chordata, Actinopteri, Esociformes, Esocidae. Gene Ontology annotation, molecular function: cell-cell adhesion mediator activity. Bases 104 to 1252 code for a protein of 382 amino acids. Gene Ontology annotation, cellular component: axon; plasma membrane. The transcript has 8 exons. The record is from RefSeq and is a predicted model, not a curated record.
UGAGGGAGAGACAGUUAGACAGAGGAGGAGGGUUAGUGAGGGAGAGACAGUUAGACAGAGGUUGUUGGUAGUAGAGGGGAUCGUUUGUGUUGUUCUGUUCACCAUGGAAUCCUCCACCACAGGUCUGGUCCUCUGUUCUCUACUGUGGACAGUAUGUGCUCAGGUCCCAGUGGUUUCAAUUGAACCCAAGGCAGCGGGGGUCCGCCAGGGGGAGUCUGUCAGUUUCCGUUGCCGGGUGGUCAGUGGGUCGCAGCCUGUCCGUCUGGAAUGGAAAAGAACAAACAACAGUCCGCUGGCAGACAAUGUGAAGAUAGGCCCGGAUGGAUCAGUGCUAACCAUCGCUAACGCCAGGAUCAAUAACCAAGGACAGUACCGUUGCGUGGCAACCAACUCAGCAGGACGAAGCACCAUGACAACCUUGUUGACCAUCAAAUAUUCCCCCAAGGUGCAGGUGACCCCAGUCGGGCCCCUGCGUGUACGGGUGGGUGAGCCCGUGUCUCUGGAAUGCCGCGCCACAGGCAAGCCACGGCCCACCGUUACCUGGCAACGAAACGGAACACCACUGGUCACCACGGCGACUGAGGACAACAACACUAUGCAGGUGGCAGCAGCCGGUCCUGAGCACGCUGGGGUGUGGGUUUGUCAGGCUCAGAACAGCGAGGGCAUCGUGGAGGUCAAGGUGGAGGUCAUCGUGGAAGGUGUCCAGGGCGGAGCCACGGCCCCCAUGGCGUCGGUGUCGGCGGCGGAGUUGAUAGCGGUGGAGGGGAAGACGGUUACCAUGCAGUGUCAGGCCAGCGGUUCCCCCCCUCCUGUCAUCUCCUGGUCUAAGCUGCGUGCCCCGUUGCCAUGGCAGCACACGGUAGAGGGUGGCGUUCUGACACUGACCAGUUUGGGGCGUCAGGACUCAGGACAGUACAUCUGUAACGCCACGAAUAUACAUGGAUACAGCGAGGCAUACACACAACUAGAGGUGGACUCACCUCCAUACACCACCAUUCUACCUGAUCAGUUGAAACUACGCCCGGGCGACGCACUCCGCCUCCAGUGUCUCGCACACGGCUCCCACCCAAUCGCGUUCCACUGGACCCGGGUGGGCAGGGCCACAAUGCCCGCGGGGGCAGAGACCACCAAGGAAGGCAAGCUCCUGAUUGGCCGGGUGAAGCUUGUUGACAGUGGGACAUACAGAUGUGUGGCAACCAACCAUGUGGGCUCCAGUGAAGCCACGGCUAAAGUCACCGUGAAAGCAGCCUGAACCAGCCAAUCACCUGUGCCCCUUGCUGUGUGACAUGUUGAUGACAGGUCGCCACACCCAUCCUCUGCUGUUGCCACACCCCCUGCAACUGCACAUCCUGUGAAACAGGGUCAUCGUUACCAUGUUGAAGCUGUAUAUUAAAUUAAAUAAAAGCAUUGAUGUCACACUGUA